AUGACCGAAGCAGCCCGCCUCAAAAGCACCAUCUACGUGGGCGGCCUCGACCAAGCCGUCACGGAGCAGACGCUGAUGGAGGCCUUUAUCCCGUUUGGAGAGAUCGUUGACAUCACUCUCCCGAAGCCCGAACUACCUUCGUCGACGGACAACCAUCGGGGUUUCGGAUAUGUCGAAUUCGAACUUCCUCAAGAUGCGAAGGAAGCCAUCGACAACAUGGACCAGAGCGAGCUCUACGGGCGAAUAAUCAAGGUUGCGGCUGCCAAGCCGCAGAAGGAUAGCAACGAAGGGUUGGGAAGCAAGACGGCAAUAUGGGAGCAGGAAGGCUACUUGGCCAAAUACGCUGUUAGCGAAGAGGAUAGAAGAGCUGCUGAGGAAGCUAGAAGGGCGGCGAAUAAUCAACGCGAGGAUCCCAUGCAGGGAUUGGAAGAGUUGGAUGUGGCAGGACCUAAGCCGGAGUAA
Rasamsonia emersonii CBS 393.64 is the source of this 462-nucleotide messenger RNA. Its product is annotated as Peptidyl prolyl cis-trans isomerase Cyclophilin. The record is from RefSeq and is a predicted model, not a curated record. Lineage: Eukaryota; Fungi; Ascomycota; Eurotiomycetes; Eurotiales; Trichocomaceae. Bases 1 to 462 code for a protein of 153 amino acids. The transcript has 2 exons. Gene Ontology annotation, molecular function: RNA binding.